CGCAAUGUCGGGGGCUUCGAUUGCAGAGUCCUCGUCGGACUCGCAAGCGCCCUAUUCGAUCCAUGUCGAAGUUCCACCGCGGUUCUACGUCUUGCCAGGGGCUGCGAUGGUAGUCGGGACGGCCCUAGGUCUCGCGCGGGGCUCGCGGGCGGCCGGUCUACGGUUCCUCGCGGAAAACGCGCAUCGACCACCCACGACGCUCAAGGGAUGGUAUCUCUACAAGAAGACGAAGAACUACCGGAUGAUGCUAGCGGGGCUGCGCGAGGGAGGGGCGGAGGCGGCGAAGCUGGGAAUCACGGCGAUGGGCUGGGUGACGUUCGAGGAGGGGCUGAAGCGGCUGGGAUGGGAGGAGGUGAGCGAGAUCGGUGCCGGGGUGGGGACGGCAGGCUUGUUUGCGGGUGUAUACCGACUCCCGUUGAAGACAGCUUAUCGGGCGGGGAUUCUGGGACUGCUGAUUGGAAUCACGAUGCGCGGGAUACGCUACGGGCGAGACCAGCUGGAGGAGGAGGCACGGACACGCGCAGUUGCGGGUGCGGAGGCGGUGGGAGAGCAGGGGCAGGAGGACGAGCGGGAUCGGAGGGGAUGAGUAGAGUAGUACAGUACCUGGAGCUUGGAGAGUGCAUAUGUUUGUCUGGG
Molecule: messenger RNA, 636 nt
Organism: Heterobasidion irregulare TC 32-1
Lineage: Eukaryota; Fungi; Basidiomycota; Agaricomycetes; Russulales; Bondarzewiaceae
Exons: 2
Coding region: 5-586 (193 amino acids)
Source: RefSeq, a predicted model, not a curated record